Schistosoma intercalatum is the source of this 4781-nucleotide messenger RNA. The record is from the annotation of a GenBank genome assembly. Lineage: Eukaryota; Metazoa; Platyhelminthes; Trematoda; Strigeidida; Schistosomatidae.
UGUAUUUUCAAUUUUUAUUUCAAUCUCAUCAUCUUUUCGUUAUCAAGGUGAUCCAAAUAUGGUUUUACGUGCUAACAGUAUAGCAACUAAAGCAACAGAAAUUUAUCUACGUCUUGUUGGUGGUUCGUAUUUAUCUAAUAUUUUAUCUGAUUUUGUUCAAAUUGUUAUCAGUGGUCGCCCAGUUGAUCCACAAUUGAAAACAUCUAAUCGUUAUCCAAUCGAUUAUGAAGUUGAUAUAGCCAAAGUGCAAACGUCUACACAAUUAGCACAAAAUCAAGUUAAUCUAUUAGGUUUAGUUGAAACUGUAUGGAAGCGGAUUCUAUUAAGUGAAGUUGAAUUUCCAGAACAAUUUAGAGCAUUAUUUGUAGAGAUUAGACGAUAUUUAGAAAAUAGUAUAAAAAGUAAUUAUUCAUCAAUGAAUAAUAUUUCUAAUAAACAUUAUGAUGGAUUAAAUUCGUCUAAUUCUACAAUUAAUAAUGGUGGUACAUUAUGUGAACAUGUUAUAUCAGCUUGUUUAUUUCUACGUUAUAUUUGUCCAGCUAUUUUAUCACCUUCAUUAUUUAAUUUAAUUUAUGAAUUUCCUAGUGAACCACGUAUAUUACGUGCAUUCACUUUGGUUGCUAAAACAAUUCAAACAUUAGCAAAUUUCAGUUUAUUCAGUGGUUCUAAAGAAACCUAUAUGAAAUUUAUGAAUCAAUUUGUUACAGAUCAACUUCCAGCAAUGAGACAGUUUCUACAAUCGAUUUCAGUCCCAAAUCCGAAAUCUACUUCGUCACAUAAAUCAUUGUUGAGUAGUGAUACAGUUUUGAAACCAAUUAAUUCUUUGUCAAAUAUUUAUAAUAAUAACAAUAGUAAUCUAAGUACUAUUAACGGUAAUACUAAUAAUGGUUCUAUGCCAAAUUCUUUACAUAUAAUUGGUUCUGAUGAAAAUUGUCUGAAAUCUACAAUUUCCAAUAAAGGUAAAAUGAAAAAUGGUUCUAAAGAGAAUAAUCAUUUUAUCAAUAAUAGUCAAUCACAUCAUGGUGGAUUUAUCAAUGAUAUUGAUGAUUAUAAAAAUUAUCCAAGUCAUUCUCAGCAUUCACCUGUUUUCACAAGUUCAGAGAUCACAAAUAAAUCAAAUGAUUUCAAAUCAAGUGUAAGUGGGAGUUCUAUGUCUCAGAAGUGUCAGUCUACAAGAUCGAUAUGUAACUCAAUUUGUUUACCUCCUCUACCAACAAACCAACAUGGUCAUUUAGGUUUAAGAGAUCAUGUUGAUCUACCUUUGUGUUUAGCUUUAUGUCAUCUUCAAUUAUCUGAAGCAAUUGAAAAAGUUCCUGAAGAUAAAAGAAUGCCUGAUGUCAAAGAAUUGAAAUCAAUCCUAGAUGAAAUAGAUACAUUUCUUGUGUCUGGAAAAGAUCCUCAACCAAAUUGGUGGCAUAAAACAACUAUGAAUAAUAAUGAUAAUAAUACUAAUCAUAGUGGUAAUAAAACAACAACACCAAUAAAGAAUAACACACCAACGAGAAGAACAACGGCAAAAACAAUCAGUGAAAAUAUAAACAAUGAGCCUAAAAGCAAUUUAAAAUCACUGUGUUUUUCCCAGUCUAAUCGAAAUAAAUCUUUAAGUAAUGAUGCUUAUAUCUAUGAAUGUACAAAUAAUGAAUCAAAGUCAAUAAUGAAUACACCAUCAUCAGUCAAUAAAAGUAUAAAUCUAUCCGAUGAUGAUGAUGAUGAUGGUGCAACAAUCUCUGCAUUAAAUUCAUCUGUCACUAGUUUUAUAUCACCUAAACAAAUUGUUUUUCCUGAAAAAAAGGAUUCUCAUCAUGAUUCUAAAGAACAACAAAUUAAAAUUACACCUGACUCAAAUAUCAAGUUUGUUGUAUCAAAAGGAAAGCAUAAAAAUUCAUGUAUGCAAGAACGUGUAGCACGAUGUGACUCAAUAGAGAUCAAUAAAAUUCCACAUUCAAACAAUCAUAAUAACUCGAUGGAUACGAAUAAUGAACAGAUCUAUGAUAUAUUGAAUCCCACAGAUUCUCAUGUAGCUUUACCUAUUGAUUCGAAUGCAUCUAAAAAAUUUACUGAAUCAAAUCAUGAUUUCUCAUCAAUAACACAACGUGAUAAUCGAAGAAGAGUUCAAAGUACUAGAAAAACACAAGAACCUAUAAUUAUUCAUCAGAAUACUAUAGAUACUGACAAUAAUGUCUGCGUUAAUAAUACAUUACAAAAGUCGUCAGUAAUAGAUCACCAACAACUAUCCAAUCAUAUUGCAUCAAUUGAUAUAUGUAGCGAUAUUAUUAAUCCAGAACAAACUGAACAUUCAGAGUUUAGUCCAAUUUAUUUAGGCAAUUCUUCAUCAUCUGGUUAUCUUACUAUUUCAAGUCAUGGGAAUAUUUUAAAUUAUCCAGCUAUAGAACAAAAAUCAACUAUAGUUGACCCGAUUAUUGUCUCCACAUCGGAUAAUGAUAUCAUCAUGACAUCAUUGUCUACUACUACUACUACUACUACUACUACUACUGAUAUUAGUAGUAUGAAUAAUCCUGUAUACACUUAUCAUUCACUAAAACAAAGUAGUUCAAUCGAUUCCAGUGAUUUUCAAAAUCAAAUGACAAUUGUUGAUGAUACCAAUCAUUCAUUAGGUAUGUGUAAUCUUCAACCAAAGAAAACUUCACAAAAUUCUGUUAGACGACAUACAUAUGUAAAUUUAUCUAAUGAUGCACAUGAAACAGAUCAACUGAUUGAUGCGUUAAAAGAUAAUCAAUCUAAUUAUAAAAUAAAUAAUAAAGUUAAUGAUAUAGAAUUAGAUAAACGAAAUUGGGCACCACCUAUGUAUAUAUCUAAUGAACAAAGAAAUAAACGUAUCACUCUUACAUAUCCAACAUCUUAUGAACAUGUAAAUUCACCAACUGAAUCAAUAAAUUAUACUACAGAUCAAAAUACUCUCAAUUAUUAUGGUCAAGAAAAUGUAAAUUUUACUGAUCCAUUUACAUUUUCACCAUCUGAACAAGAAUUAGGUCAAAAUUCUACAUUACAAACAGAAAUUCAACGAAUCAAAUUUAUUCCAUUAAAUACUUCUCAUACUAUUGGUGCAAUUCCCAAUAAAAGGACUGCACUAUUUUCAUCAGAAAAUAAUACACCUACAACUAUAAUAGAUCUUCGAAGUGAGUUGGAUGCAUCACAAGCACGUUUAGCUGAAGCUCAAGCACGUCUACUAGCUAAUGAAGCCGAACGUAUUCAAAUAUUGAAAUCAUGGCAAAAUGAACUGAUCAAGCAAUCUCAAUUAAUUAAUGCAAGUAAAGCGGUCUGUAAUAAUUCACCAAUUCCUCAAUUUUCAUCUAAUUUACAUUUAACAAGUACAGAAAGUAAUUUACACUGUAAUCCUGAUGAGAAUGACUUUAAUGAAGGUGGACCUAGAUCAAUAUCAGUAAUACCUUUACUAAAUUCAAGCGGAUUGAGAUCACAAAAUUACUCCGAAAGUAUCUAUGAUUAUGAUGAUAGUGAAUUGAUGAAUAAUACUGAACCAAAUAAACAAUACAUUACUGAUACAAAUAUUCAAUCAUAUAAUAGUAAUGGGAUUAGUCGAAAUUUUGGCUUACAUGCAUCAUCUCCUAGCUCAUAUAUAAAGUCAUUAAGAUCACAUACCAAUCAACCUCGUAUGGGAGCGUCUGCAGUUGUCACAAACUUACACGACUAUCACGGGGCACCACCAACGAGUGAUUAUCUUCAGUCGACAAUACCACGAAGUAGAAUAGUAACCAAUCGGGGUUAUCAAUUACACAAUACUACUACAACCAUUACAUCACCAACUAACACGGAAUUAGAUGAAUUCUGUCGAAUAUCACGUAGUCCUUCUACACCGGGUUUAUCUAACUCAAAUUUCACACAUACUCCUCGUGUAGAUCCUGCUGGUGAUAUGGACAAAGAGUUGAAUUCAAUAGACAAUCCAAUUGACCCUGUUACUAAUGACGAAGAAUUCGCUAGACAAAUUCAAGCUAUUGUACAUGAGAACAAUCAACAUUUAUAUUCAUAAUAACUAAAUUCACAAAUGUAAUGAGGCAUAUCAUCCUCCUUUUUUUCUAAAUGCACAAAUAGCGUCGACGACAACAACAACAAUAAUAGCUCCAAUACUGUUAUUACUACUACGACUACUAAAUAUACUAUUUGAUAUGUAACUUCUGAUUCAUUUGUCACGGAAACAAUAAUUUAUAUUUUUCUUUGCUCACAUAUCAAACCUUUUGCCCCUCCCCCCUCUACAAAAAUAUAAACAAUAACGAAAAUAAGAACAAAGGAAACUCAUUCUCUUCCCCCCCUUCUCUCUCUAUGGUAAUUUAUAAAUAAUUACUUGAUAUAUAUAUAUUACUUUUUACAUAAAUAUGCAAGUGAACUUUCUAUAUAUUUUGUUUAUCAUUUAUUUAUAUGAAACUGUUCACUACAGCAACCACUAUCAACUACAAUGACUAAACCGGCACAAAUAUUUCUCUCUCUUUUUUGUAUAGAUUAUUGAUUUAUUGACUUCAUAUGAAUAUAAUAUUCUUUUCUUUGUGUUAUUGAGGCGACAAAAAAAUCAUGAAUAUUCUUUGUACAACAAACAACAACAUCCAUCAAAAUAAAUUAGUUUACAUUUCUCUUUACGAUUUCUCUUUUCGAUUGAAUUUUGUGAUGGUGGAGAAGAUUUGUAGCCCAGCUGGAUAAUUUUCAUGGAGUUUUGUUCUCUGAGCUGGAUGGUUUCGUCGUGGAGAUUUCAUCGUUCUUCUAAACGACAUCAUCAGCACAAACUUCAGAUAGAGGUGAAGUGUUCGAAUUUC